This is a messenger RNA of Aureobasidium melanogenum CBS 110374, 1725 nucleotides long. RefSeq lists its product as uncharacterized. The record is from RefSeq and is a predicted model, not a curated record. The transcript is spliced from 4 exons. The coding region runs from base 1 to 1725 and encodes 574 amino acids. Lineage: Eukaryota; Fungi; Ascomycota; Dothideomycetes; Dothideales; Saccotheciaceae.
AUGCGGUUCCCUUCUUUUGCCUUCGCUGCCGUGGCCGGCCUAUGGCAGCAGCCACUCGCUCCCGAGGAAGAAACAGUCACAAGCACACGCCACAUACAUAUCACUAAAACUGUCACCAACUCAGCCAGCACUAUCUAUGCUGUUCGUAUGGGCACAUCCACCGUAUACAUGGAGUACUUGCCUGCUACGAUGAUGGCUCAAUCACUGCGGUCUGAAGCAACCACCCAAGUUCAGGCUACAGUAUUUGCAAGCAAAGUUGGGACCUCGAUCUCGACCAUCACGGAUGCUCCUCAAUCUCUGAUUGAUGAGGCUGCAAAGGAUGCAGCAGAACUGUCAUCCUCGCAAUUGGCAGCGGCGAUCUCAUCCGCUGAAGCUGAUGCACUGGCACACUCCACUGUUGCAUUCCUGACAGGCACUGAUACAUCUCUUGUCUCGGCAUCUGCUUCAUCAACCCAACCCGAUUCUGCACUGUACACCAAUUCGAGCUCUGCAUCGACUUUGGCCCAGCCUUUGGCUGCCAACCCGAGCGCUAACGGUGGUAAUGCUGACGCGUUGCCACCGAUCGGACUUGAGCUUCGAUCUAAUGCAGAAACGACUACAACUGUUCAGCAACAAGCAACAACCACAGAGGCGUCAGCUACUGUGGUUGUUGUAAUCUAUGGCUCUUCAACAUCAAUCAUGACGUCGGUCCCUCCCAGCUUGCUGGCGGGCAUUGCCUCCUCGCAAGUAUCAGACACAUCAGUAUCAAGUGUGUCCCAGCAGGCUGAAGGCUCCGCAGAGCUCACACAGCCCACCCAGACUAGCGACGCAGCCGUAGCCAUCGACACCAAUGCUGCUCAAAUCAAGAGCUCUCAAACAGCUCUGAUCCAAUCUUCUUCCUACAGCGACAAAGCAACUGCUAUCAGCUCAGCUGCAUCUUCUUCGACGACAACGAAUCAUUUCAGCACAUCGAGCUCACAAAUAAUGUCAACGAGUUCUGCAUCGUCUACCAGUAACAAAGUCUACACUAUUCCCGUCACUGUGACCAGUGCAACUUCUACCUCCUCUGUUGAUAACACUGUUGUACCGUCGGUGGCAGAGACUUCUGACUCGGGUCCAUCGCUCACAGUAUACGGAACUCAAAGCAGCAGUUCGUCCUCGGCAGCAGACAUUGCCGCGGACAAUGCAGCCGGAGCUUCAGGCGGCGACUCUGGUAGUUUCCAACUCAGCAAAGGAGCCUUUGCAGCAAUCAUCAGCGUCGUCUCUAUUGGUGUUGGUCUAGGCAUAAUCUUCUUAGUCCUCUUCGUCAUUGCCAGACGCCGUCAAUGGAAAAUCCGUGAAUCUAUCGUCCGCGCCUCUCGUCGUAUUACCGGCCGCUUCUCUUCUCACCCAAACAAGACAACUCUGCGUUCGGAGAAGGAACCGACAUUGCCGAUCAUUGAGCCUCGCCAGCCCAUGGGUCCUCGUCCUGCACCGUCUAGCAGACGUGAAGGCUUUGCCAAUAUUGAUGCUACGCUGCACACCAACUACCGAGGUGUGGAGACGGCAGGGAGAAGUGCAUCUAGAGGGCCAGAGGCGUGGAGAAAAGCGAUGGCACAGGAGAGGUUGCAACCGAGUAAGAGUCAGAGAAAGAAGCCUGAGUUGAGGGUUGAUACCGGCGUGGCAUACAGGCUGGAAGAAGGAAGAGAUGCGCAAGGAGGACAGAAGAAAAGAGGGAACUGGACAGAUUUGUUCAGAUCCUUGUGA